Molecule: messenger RNA, 204 nt
Organism: Protopolystoma xenopodis
Lineage: Eukaryota; Metazoa; Platyhelminthes; Monogenea; Polystomatidea; Polystomatidae
Source: the annotation of a GenBank genome assembly
CGACCGGACGAUAUGGAGAUCAGCAUUCCCAAAUUAGUAAUCAAAGUGAAAUUCACCGCCCCCUCCGAGAAACAAGAUGGCGUGGCGGCCGAAACACUGGACGUGGACGCCAUAGCUAUGGUAGGCACCUUAGAGGAGCUGCUAUUGGAGGACGCCAACGCCACUGAGGCUCUAUUCGUAUACACACGAUGUUUUGUGGGUUAA